This is a messenger RNA of Endocarpon pusillum Z07020, 2943 nucleotides long. RefSeq lists its product as uncharacterized. Gene Ontology annotation, cellular component: SWI/SNF complex; nucleus. Gene Ontology annotation, molecular function: transcription cis-regulatory region binding. Bases 1 to 2943 code for a protein of 980 amino acids. Gene Ontology annotation, biological process: regulation of transcription by RNA polymerase II. The record is from RefSeq and is a predicted model, not a curated record. NCBI's taxonomy places the organism in Eukaryota, Fungi, Ascomycota, Eurotiomycetes, Verrucariales, Verrucariaceae. The transcript has a single exon.
AUGAACAACUGGCUCGCUGACCCACCUUCCAUCGCAAACACCAAUCAUGCCGGCUUCGCACCUUCGGCCGAUCCAUCAAUGGCGUUCCUCCAGCCCAACUCCACCAUCGAUCCUUCUCAGUUCCAGAAUCAACGCUUCCUCAACGGCGCAGCUCGCAAUCCAUCCCCUGCCUUCCACAACCAGUUCCCCCAACUCAACCCGGUAAUACCAACAAAAAGGCCAAGAGAAGACAGCUUAGUUACUUCACCGAGACAAGCUACAGGCGGUUUCCAUGUACCCUAUGGUGGGUUUAAUCCUGCUUCGAAUGGCACACCACACUUUCAGAACGCUCCCACUGCUUUCCAGCAUCUACAGGCGGGUUCCACUUCAAACGCGUCCCCGUCGCCCACUCCUCAAAGUCACGUAUUUCCCCAGCAUGCCGGUCAGCAGCGUGUCGCAACAGCCUCCCCAAGCCCCUUCUCUCCACAUCACCAUGGCCCACAAAUGUCUCCAGCGCAUUCGGAUCAUGCGAGCAGAGUCGGGACUCCACACGACAAUCCAAAUGGAUAUUUGCAACCUGGCCACUUUGGCCAACAACUCAACCAAUCACAGUUUGGUCAAGGGAUUGUUGCUGCGAACAACCAUAUGCCGAUGAACCCCCAGCUCAACAUGGGUCAGCCGUCAAUGCAGCAAGGACUUUCAUCGCAGCAACGUGCAUAUCAGAUGCAGAUUCAAGCUCAAGCGCGACAGUUACAAGUUCAAGCGGCCCAGACAAGGCCAAACAGCAGCGGAAUGGGUCAGAUGACCAACCCAGGUCUCUCAAUGCCAAAUCCUCAAAUGGCAUCAAUGCAGCAGAUGCAGCAGAACGCUAGGAGUCAAAUAACACCAGAAACAUUUGCCAGAGGCUUGCAGUCUUUUAUGCAACAGAGGGGGAUGCCAGUGAAUGUCAAUCCUGUCAUUUGCGGACGACCCCUCCCCUUGAUGCAGCUUUUCUUCUACAUAAUCAAAGCUGGGGGCUCAGUCAAGAUCACGAAAAUGAAUCAAUGGCCACUUGUUGCGCAGCAUUUUAGCUUCCCCACGUCUCACAUAGGACCCGCGGCGCAAGAGCUUCGGGAUUAUUGGAAUCGCAAUGUUGUUCCGUACGAAACCGCCUGGGUUGCCAAACAGCACAGGCAAGGUCAACAGGUGCGGCACCCGUCCGGGGACUUCGAGGCACAACACCAUUUACAGAGCCAGAUGUCACCCAACAAGCACAACUUCCCUGUUUCCGACUUUCACCAGGUCGACCCAAAUGCCAUGAAAAUGAACGGCGCGAAUCCCCCACAGCCUAUGAACGGCUACACGCCGCCUUCCCAGAUCAAAGACCAGCCAAGACAACAACAAGCGACUCUUCAGCAGAGGAAUAAUUUACCGCGGCAAAUGGACAACAAACGCGUCAACGGCGUACCAACGCAGUAUCCACCUACCAAAGGACUUGACACUGGACAGGGCAAGGUCAUAGAAAUGGAAGCAGAACCUCAAAUGCCAAGGAAGCAGCCAAUAGAGGACCCGUUUAAGCCCGAAGUUCUACCUGGCAACGAGAGUGGCCUACAUGGCCCCAUCAAGGUGGAUGAAAUGGUGAACAUCACGUCCAAUUUGCUAGACCUCAAACCUGUCGUUCCCACCUUUCGCGAGCUUGGUACCAUCGAUAUACACGCCUUGAACAUGAGUAUCAAGUCUGGUAUCUCAGCCGAGGUUCGUUUGACGUUGGAUACCCUCACGAUAAUCUCGCUAGACCCUACUAUACACCUCUCACUGGACGCUUGCGAUGAUUUGGUGGAAUCUCUUGUUGACUGUGCUCAGGAGCAAGUGGACUUUCUCGCCAAGAAUGCGACCGAGGUAUCAGAUGAGAUGUUGAUAUGGUCUUAUGAGCAUGUCAUAAGAAGCUGUCGAGUUGAAGCUGAAACAAUCCAAGAUAUUCAUGAGAUGGGAAGUCUGGAGUAUGACUUGGAUCGCGCAGUAGAUCGACUGAUAUGCAUCACAACGCUUGUCCGAAACUUCUCUUUCUAUGAGACGAACUUCGGUUUGCUAGGCAUGCCAGAAGUGGUCCGGCUUCUGACCUCUGUCAUCAAGCAUCUAGGCACGAAGGAGAUGUUCCUACGAUCACAUCGGAACACUUUGGAUUUCAUGAAAGAUGUUAUCAUCUAUCUGAGUAAUCUAUCGCACUCCAUUCAGCUUCCCGGCAGGGACGAGGCAUUGUGCUUAUUGCACUUUCUACUCUCUUUCGCCCCUUGUCCGCACCCUGUCUCGAGUACAUCGAAUAGCGUCUCGUUUGCCAGCUACGAUCCAAACAUCCACAAGUAUACGCCGUCUGCUGUGGACAGCCUUGCUAAACUCCUGGCUCGUGAUGAUCCGAAUCGGUCGUACUACAAAGCAAUAUUUUCGGCUGACGCCACAUCCUCGCCUCCGUACGAGCUUCUCACACGUACUUUUGGUCUUGCCAUUGCACCAAUUCCCAGCAAUACAAAAGGGGCAGCGCUUGCGCUGGUUGAAACUCGAAAGCCUUUCCUGCUGCAAGGCAUGUUAGCUGCGGAGAUACUGUCCAACCUUGCCCCAGGGUCUGAAUCUGACGUUGCCAGAUCAUGGCUCAGCUCCACCGAUGGCUUUGCUUUGACUCUUCUGAAGCUCGUUCUGCUGCUGGCUACUAUUCCACGGCCUCCUCCAGCUCCGUCACGGCACCCUCAGCAACGAGGUAUGCAUACUGAGCCUGACGCAGAUGCCAUCAGUGCGAUCAUGCAUCGCGGUAUUGCCGUCCUGCGACGCUUGGCUGAAAAGUCCCGAACAGUUGGCGGUGAGACUGGCGACUUGACGCUUCCGUUAGGGGUGGUACCCAGGAAAGAGACCUUGGUGGGAGCGUUGAUGUCGAAGGAUAUCGACUCAUAUGUGAUCCGGCAAUUGUGCAUGUAUGCAGGCUUGGAGGAUUAA